This is a messenger RNA of Drosophila mojavensis, 1332 nucleotides long. RefSeq names its product odorant receptor 42b-like. NCBI's taxonomy places the organism in Eukaryota, Metazoa, Arthropoda, Insecta, Diptera, Drosophilidae. Gene Ontology annotation, biological process: sensory perception of smell; detection of chemical stimulus involved in sensory perception of smell. Gene Ontology annotation, molecular function: odorant binding; olfactory receptor activity. The coding region runs from base 45 to 1259 and encodes 404 amino acids. The transcript is spliced from 3 exons. The record is from RefSeq and is a predicted model, not a curated record. Gene Ontology annotation, cellular component: plasma membrane.
GUCAGAAGGAAGCAGCCAAAGUAAAAACAAAAAGGUUUGGAGUCAUGUUAUUCAAGUACAUAAGAGAUGAGACUCUGGGAGACUACCUUAGCAGUCGCGAUGGCUUUAAGUACUUGCAGCGAGUCAUGAAGUGCGUGGCCUGGCUGCCACCCAAGAGAGGUACACGAUUCUAUUGGCCCUACAUCAUGUGGAUGAUAUGGAUUCAUUUCACGGUUAAUAUAUAUUUACCGAUUAUGAUACUGACCAGCUAUAUAAUCAAUUUCAAGUUAUUUAAGGCACAUGAACUGCUGGGUUCAGUUCAAGUCUUUUUCAAUGUCAUGAGCCUAGUCUAUAAGGUGAUAGUGAAUUUUAUAAAUAUUUGGCGCUUCGAGAAGCUCAUGGAAAUGCUCGAUACAUUGGAUAAACGAUGUAUUCAAUUCAAUCAACAAAGCGAAGUGCAUCGUAGCGCUGUACGCUGCAAUAUGGUAUUUUUGGCAUUUCAUGCCACAUAUGCGUUCUAUUCGACUUUUACCUAUUUGGGCGCCACACUCACUGGCUCAACUCCGUGGGUAAUAUACAAUCCCUUUGUUGACUAUCGCACGAGCACAAGGAACCUAUGGAUAGCAGCGACAUCAGAGUAUAUUAUUGGUUCAGGUGCCAUCUAUGCGGAUGAAAUUACCGAUCUCUAUCCAGUUUUAUUCAGCUUAACCUUGCGAACUCAUUUGAAAUUGUUGGCAAAGCGUAUCGAAACGCUGCGCACAGAUCCCGAACUCACAGAGGAGCAGAACUACGAGCAGUUAGUAAACUGUGUCAAGGAUCACCAAUUAUUGCUGCAAUAUUGCGAUAUGCUGCGUUCGGUCAUCUCUCGCACCUUUUUUAUUCAAUUACUCGUGAUAGGUCUCGGCCUGGGACUUUCGCUGAUAAACCUGAUGUCUUUUGUGACUUUCUCGAACAGCCUGUCAACGAUUUUGUUUAUAUUAAUCCUGUUAAUACAGACAUUUCCCUUUUGCUAUGUCUGCGAACGGAUCCACGAUGAUUGCUACAAUCUGAGCUCGGCCCUAUUUUAUUCGAAAUCAAUUGAUGCAAGUCGGCGCUACAAGUCGACGUUUUUAUACUUUUUACAAAAUACUCAAAUACCGAUUGAAUUUACUGCUGGCAGCUUAUUUCCCAUCUGCAUGAGGACUAAUUUAACUUUUGCCAAGUUUGCAUUUUCGGUGGUAACUAUCGUCAAGCAAACGAAUAUUGUUGAAAAAUUAAAAUUACGUUUAGGGGAAACAUAAGGAACUACAAGUUGCAGUCAGUAAAUGAAAAGAAAAUUUAUAUUGAUCAAUAUUAUGCUAAUUUUAGCUUAGA